Messenger RNA from Lathyrus oleraceus (garden pea), 2620 nucleotides. RefSeq lists its product as uncharacterized. The record is from RefSeq and is a predicted model, not a curated record. Bases 307 to 2157 code for a protein of 616 amino acids. The transcript has 12 exons. NCBI's taxonomy places the organism in Eukaryota, Viridiplantae, Streptophyta, Magnoliopsida, Fabales, Fabaceae.
UGAAGUGUAGUUAAUAAAUUAGUUGAACUUAUAGCACUAAGAUUAUUAGCCUAAAAUAGUCAUCAUUGAAGAUAGUGAAGUAGGCCACCAUCUUCUUCUUCUCUGCAGUGACCUUGGAUCUCUGUAGAACCUUUACGCUGUGACUUUUCCACAUUUAUCCUAUGUUUUGACAUCUAUCUUACUCUAUCAUUGUUAUUGCUACCCUCACCAAAUCCCAAAAGAGUACAAGACAAGUCAAGUUUAGUGAAGAUUUUGGUGGAAAAGUUUACAUUUUGGUUAAGAAAGUGUUGCUGGGUUGUUUGUGGAAUGGGGCUUGAAGGUUUGAUUCCAAGGCAUAAUCGUUCAAAGAGCUUUCCUGAUAUGAAAACAGUCAAGGAGGAUAUUUCAGAUAGCCUUGAGACUUCAGAUCAAACAAAGCUGGAUGCAGGUUACCUCACAGAAUGCAGUGAAGCUAAUAAAAAACAAAGCCCCGUGAAUAAUGUUCGAAAUACUCUAAAGCAAGAGAUUUUACAAUUAGAGAAAAGACUAGAAGACCAAUUUAAGGUUAGAUGCACAUUAGAAAAGGCACUUGGAUACAGACCGAUAUCUCUUGUUAAUCCAGAUGACAUGACAAUACCAAAGCCAACCACAGAUUUAGUUAAAGAAAUCGCAGUUUUAGAGUUAGAAGUUGUAUAUUUGGAACAAUAUCUUCUCUCCUUAUACCGUAAAGCAUUUGAGCAACAACUAUCUCCCGCCGUGGCUUCAUCUACCGUGGAGGAAAGUGAAAAGUCUCCUCCUCUAACAACACCUAGAGAUAGAUUCCUUGAAGUUUCUCCGUGUCUAACAAUAAAAGGAUAUUCUGAUGAACAAUGUAUUGAUCACAAGCUUGAUACUAAUAAAAAAGAAUGUAAUGAAUAUGGACUCGAGACUCCUGAUAAAGAAUGCAUUGUACGUCAUCCAGAAGAAAAACAUUUAGACUCCGGUGUUCAUCGUUGUCACUCCUCGUUAUCUCAAUAUUCGGCAAGAGUAUCUCCUCCAGAAGAAGCAUUGACCGAUUCUUUACGCGCCUGUUAUUCUCAACCCUUGUCCAUGGUGGAGUUUGCCGAAAACGUUGAUGCUUCAACAAAAAUAAUCAGUCUAGCAGAACAUCUCGGUACUCGAAUAUUUGAUCAUAUUCCAGAAACAGCUAAUAGGCUUUCCGAGGAUAUGGUUAAAUGUAUAUCAGCUAUAUAUUACAAACUUUCAGACUCACCUGCAACAAAUCCCGGCCUUUCAUCUCCCAGUACUUCAACAAGUGCCUUUUCUAUUGGAGAUCAAGGAGACAUGUGGAGUCCAGGAUUCAAAAAUAACUCAUCUUUUGAUGUAGAGUUAGAGAAUCCUUUUCAUGUUGAAGGACUCAAGGAGUUUAGCGGGCCUUAUAGCACCAUGGUUGAGGUAUCGUGGAUUUAUAAAGUGAAUCAGAAAUUGGGUGAUACAGAACAGUUGCUCCAGAAUUUCAGGUCACUUAUUGGUCAAUUAGAAGAAGUAGAUCCGGGGAAGUUGAAACCCGAGGAGAAGUUAGCUUUCUGGAUCAACGUACACAAUGCUUUAGUGAUGCAUGCUUUUUUGGCUUAUGGAAUUCCCCAAAACAAUGUGAAAAGGGUCUUUCUUCUGUUGAAGGCUGCAUAUAAUGUUGGAGGUCAUACCGUCAGUGCAGACACAAUACAGAAUACUAUACUCGGGUGCCGGAUGUCUCGUCCUGGACAGUGGUUCCGCGUGUUCUUUUCUUCGAGAACAAAAUUCAAAGCGGGAGAUGGACGACAAGCGUAUGCAAUCGAGCAGCCUGAGCCUCUUCUUCACUUUGCACUUUGUUCAGGAACCCACUCUGAUCCAGCGGUACGUGUAUAUACACCGAAAAGAGUACAUCGAGAACUAGAAGUUGCGAAGGAAGAGUACAUUAGAGCCACAUUUGGGGUAAGCAAAGACCAGAAAAUACUUCUACCGAAGAUUGUAGAUUCAUUCUCCAAGGAAUCAGGUUUGUCCCAUGCCAGUCUUACAGAGAUGAUCCAACAGUCUCUACCUGAGUCUCUGAGAAAAAGUAUCAAGAAAUGUCAUCUUGCGAAGUCGGGAAAGAGCAUAGAAUGGAUUCCGCACAACUUUACGUUUCGAUAUCUCAUACCUAAGGAGCUGGUAAAAUAAUUACUUUGUAACAUUAUGGGAGACCAUCUGCAAAUGUUUGAUCAAUAAGUAUGUAUUCUUUUGAGAUUUGGAUUUGGUGUAGUAACCGUGUCACGCAGUUUUCGAUCUCUACUGUUUGAUCUCAAACUAACAGUUGAAAUCAUUUUGAUUGUAUACUGAUUUUUUUACUGUGAAAUUUGAACCGGUUGAUCACAAAUUAACGGCCGAGAUCUAAAACUGCGUGUUUUUUCUACUGCAACAGAUCCUGAUCCUUUGUACAAAAUUGACAGGGUAGCAUCAACAGAUAAAUGUAAUAUUGCAACAUGUAGUGGUAGCAUUUUGCAUCUGUAAUAUGUCUUGUCAUGCUAUUUAUUGUAGUAUCUGCAACUGUUGUAGUUUAUCACAAGAAUUGAAAUUCUGCUCUAUGCAAUGUAAAUGAUUUAUUGUUACAACCAAUUGUCAGUUGGAUUUCUUUGUAGCUCAA